GCACUAGCACCAUCUUGCAGUUUCCUGCCACUGCUGGCGCAAUACCAUCGCUAGCACCAGCACUCGCUCGCCCCGCCACUGCGUUGACGUGUCACCACCCCCCGACAAUCCUCCGCCCUCCGAACGCGCGCGUGUGGGAAAGCCGAGUCGCGACGUGAGCGGGCGGCGCACAUGCUCCGCAGAACCUCGAGCCGGCCGAGUGCGUGACGGCGGAGCCAGUAGAGUCGGCGGGGAAGCAGAAUCACCGACAGCAACGUACGGCGUCUUAAGGAACCUGCUCGCAACGCGAACGAAGAGCAGGAGCAGGCCAGCAGAUGGACACGCUACCGGCAACGGCUACAACAGCCGGUCCCAGCACUGAAGUCUCUACCCCAGCCGCAUAUGAGGACGACGUCCGCCAUGGCCACUUCGCCGUCACUGCUUCAUCGCAGAUCCCAAAGGCCACCAGCAGCAUGUCGCCUCUCCCAGUGAACGCGUCGUCGCCUGACAUCACUCUCAAAGACGCGAAGCACAUCGGCACCCGCCUUCACGAUGACGGCCACGAGAUCGAGCUUCCCAGUCCCCGGCUGCGCUCCAGUCGCCUGUUCAAAGGCAAGGGGAAGGAGGCGGUAGCGAUUGAGAAACCUAGGAAGAAGCCGCUGAAGCUGCUCGACCUGCCGCUGGACAUCCUCAAGGACAUCGUCAAGGAGGUGACCCACACCAACGACCUGACCUCUCUCGCGCUCUGCCACAGUGCUCUUCACGAGCUCACGAUUCCGCACAUCUACUCGCGCUUUGACAUCGUUUGGCCGGACAGCAGUACACAGUCUGACAACAGGUCGGGCGUCGAUGCUCUCACAUAUGGACUGUCAACGCUGGUCAUGGCGGAGGAGGUGUUCGGUGAGGCGCCCGAGCAACGGGCGCAUGCGCAAAGCAACAGGUUCAGCAUAACGGAGGGAAAAGCGACAGAGAUGGCGAUAAGGAGGAGAAGAGGUAACCACUAUGCGCACUUCACCAAAAAGUUCUCGCUCGGCAAUGGGCCGGCAGACUGGGUACAAGAGUAUCUGAUCACAAAAGAGGGUGGAAAGAUGCUUGGGACCUUGGUUGCGCUGGCUGUAGCACGCAUGCGAUCGCUCGAGACAUUCAUCUGGGACAUGCCGACGGGCGUCCUCCGCGACGUUUGGCUCGCUCUCUCCUCACUAGGGGAUCGGGCCACAGAGCAGAAUCCGUGCAAGCUGGAGAAGGUCUGGGUGAGAUGGCAUAACAACUCCCUCAGACUUGCCGAGGUCGCGACUCCGAUGCCUCCUCCACCACCGCCCAUCAACGUCAACACGAUGCACGCCUCGCAGUUUCACACCGCGAUUCCUGGACCAAUCCCGACACCUCAAAUGCAUCCCGCUGCACUAGAUCGAGUCGAGCAUCCCAACUUUUCCGUACUUCCAGCAUUAAAAAGCUUGAGCGUGCUGGACAUUGACGAGCUGGCAUAUCUGGACGAGAUGGCUGUGCUGAUCGGCAAGUCGCUUGACAAGCUACGUGAACUGCGUGUGGGCAUCGCGAGACACGCAAUGACAAAGGACUGGGUUACGGUGUGGGAAGGCGAGCAGUUGCGUCAGGUCGAUCCCGACUAUCCCACAGCUGGAUCUCUCACAAUUGGAGAAAAACGAUUGGGCGGCGUCAUGGGCAUUCUGACUGGUUUCGUGUGCGACAUGCGCAAGCCGAGAAUCGUUUUGCCUGAGCGGAGGCGCCACCGACGAACAUCGAGUAGAACGAGCGCGAGCGCGACGAUUCCGGAGUCACCUGUGACCGCCUCGGCCGAGAUGCCUUCUGCUUUGACCCAAACUGCUGGCAUCGCGAGUCUAGGCGAUGUCAUCGCUGAAACAGCGGAUGAGGACUCCAUGGUUAUGACUGAUGAGACGACACCAUUGCACGUGGAUUCAUCGCACGAGCUGCAAUCAGAACCGAGCAGUGAUCCUGCAAUAGAGACUGCGCUACAAGCUAUUGCACCUACGACCGAGCCGACAAACAUGUCCCUACUCGACCAGGAGCCGGUCACACUGGACUCACUGGAAGAUGUACAGCAGCCCUGGCUCGAGAACGUGCUCAAGUUGGAAAGCCUGGAACUGGAGAGGGUGCCCAUCUCAGUCCCGGUCCUUCAAAAGGCUAUCAACUGGACUACUCUGACAUCACUGACACUUCUGCAUUGUGGCAAUCAUGAGCAGUUAUGGAAGACGCUUCGAAAGCAGUUCGCGCCAACGCCCAAGUCGCCUGUGUAUCCAACACCACGACGAACAGCAGCCCCUUCACCCAAGAAGGGCGGCAAGCCUUCACUGCCCGACGCAGAUCUUGUCUACCAUCUCAACCUCAGGAAGGUGCAUACCAACACUGUUUCGCCUGCACUUGUAAGUUUCCUGAAAGAAACUCUUGCGCCAAACAGCCUGGAAGUGCUCUUCUUGCAGGAAGCUCGAAGCUACAAUUCACCUGUCGCUGUGGAGGCAAUAUAUCGCGGUCCGCUUAGGAGACAUCGCAACAGCAUCAAGAAGUUGCUAAUCGACAGUUCCGAAAAGGGCGUGGACGGAAUGCCAACCAACUCCAACAGAUGGCGACGAUGGAUAUUGUCUCGCGAUAUUCUGGCCUUUGUUUGCAGCGGAAAGAUGCCAGCGCUGCGAGAGCUCGGUAUGGCCAUCGACUACCGCGACUGGCAUUUCUUCCUCCAGCACCUGCCUAGCGUCCCUCAGCUGCGGUCCUUGUACCUUCCAUUCUUGGCAAAUCACGUCUCAGGACCCAACGUGGACCCACGUGAGCUUGCGCUGCAAAUUGUGGACAUCGUCGCGCUGAGAUCGGAAGUCGAGCUGUGCUACAUGGGUAUCGCGAACAAGUGCUUCGAGAUUCUCGAAAACCGUAAGGAGGAUGCUCUUAAGAGCGAAUGGGAUGUUCUGCCCUCAGGCUUCGUCGAUCCUGACGCUGUCCCAAGCGAUGCCGAUGAAGACGAUGACGAAGAUGACGAUGCGGACGAUGAGGAUGAAGUCGAAGACCUCGACGAUGAAGCAGAAGAAGAGACCGAGAGCGACGAAGACGACAUUGACGACGACACUGAUUCCGAGGCCGAUGGCGCCGAGUUCGGCAGACACGCUGCUAGACUGAGGCUCAGGGAGAUCUUGUUUUAUGAUGACAAGGUCGCCAUCUUCAAAGCCAGACAUGGAAGACUGUAGAUGACUAAAAACAACAAAAUGCACAGAAGGGGGCACGGUAUGAACGUAACGCGGCAUUGGGGCGUUGCAGGGGACCUGGAUUGGAACUCGGGCUUCUUUUUUAUUCUUUAACACGUGGGAUCCACGGAGCAGCAAGAUGAUUCCCCCCAGCCAUGACCGCGAAUCGCGGGCGGCAACAUUGUUUUGCAUUGUGUUACUACCGAUCAUUGUUAUCUUCACGAAACGAUAAGGAAAGGUGAUGUUCUUCAUACCAUCCAUAUGCAAGAAUUUGAUAUGGAUAUGGACAUACAGC
Cercospora beticola is the source of this 3480-nucleotide messenger RNA. RefSeq lists its product as uncharacterized. The record is from RefSeq and is a predicted model, not a curated record. Lineage: Eukaryota; Fungi; Ascomycota; Dothideomycetes; Mycosphaerellales; Mycosphaerellaceae.